AAUAAUAUAUAGAAAUAAUGCGUUAUACUUCGUUAUAAUAUUUCGAGCAUUAUGAAAUAUAUAUUAAUUGAUUAGUGAUAUCAAAUAUAUCACGAAUUUCGAAUUCAUAUAAUAAAAUUUAUGCUUUUUUUGUUUCGCUUGGUUACGUUGCUUUCAACAACCUGUCGUUGUGCAGUCAUUGCAUGUUGGCCGCGCGUCGAUGUAACGAAGCUAUUUUCGUUUUAAAUUUCGAAUGACCCUGAUGUACUCUGCCAGAUAUCUUACACGUGUUCAUGUAUCAUAUUGGAAUUGGAACUUAAAAGUAACAAGUUUCCGAAAAAACAUUUUAUAAAUUCAAAGGAAGAUGGGUGAAGCACCUAAAUAUUAUGGUAAAAGAAGGAGUAUCGUUCGCAGAAUUGGAUCAUUUUUACCAUUAAGGCCACCUCCAAAAAUCUAUGUAAGCGUAACACCUCUUCAUUCUAUGACAAGUUCUAUGAUUAAUGAGGAAACCAGCAAUGAUUAUGUUGAUUCGAAUGGUUAUGGGCCUACAAGUGGUAGGUUAUUAGGUAGCAGACCGGAUUUAUUGGAACCAAUUAGUUUUGGUUCUGAAAUUCGUUUACUUGCUUUAGAACAAGAAUUACAAGAGCUCAGAGAGCAGAUAUCGGUAAUAGUUAAAAGUAGUAAACAAUCGCAGUAUGCAUCAGCUGCAUCAUUGUCCAGCGAGAAAGAUUUUAAAUCUCAGCCACCUCCACCACCACCGCUUCCACCACCUUCAACUCCGCACAUUGCGAGGAGGGCCAGUUUACAAGAUCACAAAAUUGAAGAUCGUAAAAAAGUGCCAUUAAAUACACAGAAAUCAAUGGGUGAUAUAUUGAAAGACAUUGAUAAAGUCAAAUUGAGGCCGAUCGCAAGGUCACCUGGAGGUCGGCCAUUACAAAUGAAACGUGUAAAUAGUCCGUGCAAUGACUUACAAGAAAUUUUACGUAAACGAUAUAUUGCAAUGCAAUCACCCGAUAGCAGAAAUUCGUCUGGUAACUUAACAUUGGAUGAUUCUUUUUCAACUUAGUUUACGCUAAUAAUCAUAAAGCACGAUAUACAAUUCGUUGUUUUCAUACAACGAUCGUGUGCUAUCAACAUGGAUUUUAUUCAAUGCAACAAUUUAUUUUCGUGCUGUUAAAUAUUUCGAAUCUUUUAUAAUCCAAUUACUUAUCUCAUAAAAACACAGUUCCUUUUAAUUUAAAAUGAAUUUGAACGCGUGGCACAUGAAAUUUAGAUAAUUCCACGAAAUAAUUUUCUUAGCGUAGAGUACAAAGCGAAUAGAACUCACUUUAAAGAGAAAAAGAGAGAGAGAGAGAGAGAGAAAGAGAGAGAGAGAGAGA
Vespa mandarinia (Asian giant hornet) is the source of this 1358-nucleotide messenger RNA. RefSeq lists its product as uncharacterized. The record is from RefSeq and is a predicted model, not a curated record. NCBI's taxonomy places the organism in Eukaryota, Metazoa, Arthropoda, Insecta, Hymenoptera, Vespidae.